Molecule: messenger RNA, 574 nt
Organism: Poecile atricapillus (Black-capped chickadee)
Lineage: Eukaryota; Metazoa; Chordata; Aves; Passeriformes; Paridae
Product: integrin alpha-M-like
Exons: 6
Coding region: 140-436 (98 amino acids)
Biological process (GO): integrin-mediated signaling pathway; cell-matrix adhesion; cell-cell adhesion
Cellular component (GO): integrin complex; external side of plasma membrane
Molecular function (GO): integrin binding
Source: RefSeq, a predicted model, not a curated record
ACAGCCGGAGCUGGAACAGCCGGAGCUGGUGUGUCCCGGCCCCGCCCUCACCUGUCGGGAAUUCCGCUGCUCCAUCCCCCCCCUGAGACCCCCAAAAACCUGGGGGUUCCACCUGGGGGGGAAACUGAGGCUGGAUUGGAUGAGACAGCUCCCCCACCCCAAGCUCCACCUGUCCAGCUCUGCCCAGGUGAGCUUCGACCGGAGACGCUUCCAGAACACCUGGGGAGGCACCGAGCUGCAGGUGCAGACGGAGCUGGAGCGGGUGGAGACCCCCAACCCCCUCCCCCUCAUUUUGGGGGCGUCCCUGGGGGGGCUCCUCCUGCUGGGGCUGGUGGCGCUGGGGCUCUACAAGCUGGGAUUCUUCAAGCGCCGCUACAAGGAAAUGCUGGAGGGGACCGAGACCCCCGGGGACCCCCCCGGGGACCCCCAGGAAUGAGGGGGGGGACCCCAAAAUUGGGGGAAAUUUGGUAAAAAUAGAAGAUUAAAAAAUAAAAUUUGUUUUAAAAAAAAAAAUUCGGUUAAAAAAACGCAAUAAAAAGAAUUUCAGUUGAAAAAAAUGCGAUAAAAAUUCAAU